GUUUCAGUCACAGCCCGAGAUGAUGUCCCCUUCUUUGGACCCCCUCUGCCAAAUCCAGCCAUAUUUAGAAAGAGUGCAGAGUUUCGUGAAUUCCUCCUGGUCAAGCUCAUCAAUGCUGAGUACAGCUGCUAUCGAGCUGAGAAGUUUUCUAAAUUAGAGGAAAGAACCCGGAGUGCCCUCUUGGAGAGCCUUUUUGAGGAGCUGCAGCUUCGCAGCCGCAGUAUGAUGGGAUUGCCCAUAGGGGAGGAUAACAAGAUAGAGAACGGCAGUGGGGGCUUCCUUGAGAAUUUCAAGCGGGUGAUCAGAGGUCGCAGCCAGAGCCUGGAUACCAUGGGGAUAUCCAUGAGAAAGCAGCAGCCAGCCACCCUGCCCAGCCGCCCAACUACAGCUGGCCUUGCUCUCAGCCAGAGUGUCGCCGAGGGCCCUAAGGCCAUUGCCGCGUCUUUUGCCUUGCCUGGUAGGAGCCCAUCCCAUACUCGAGUCAGCCGCUUCCAUGGGCGACGGAGUAGUGCCAUUGGCAUUGAGAACAUACAGGAGGAAAAGAGCAGAGACACUGCAGAAAGGAUACAGAAGGUGCUGGACAGUCCAGGAAGUUUCUUGGACCUGAAGUCUGAUGGAUCGUCCAGUCCAAGCUCCCCAGACUUCCCUAGCAGGAAGAGCAAGUGA
Molecule: messenger RNA, 666 nt
Organism: Eurypyga helias (sunbittern)
Lineage: Eukaryota; Metazoa; Chordata; Aves; Eurypygiformes; Eurypygidae
Product: rap1 GTPase-activating protein 1-like
Exons: 6
Biological process (GO): regulation of small GTPase mediated signal transduction; activation of GTPase activity
Cellular component (GO): cytoplasm
Molecular function (GO): GTPase activator activity
Source: RefSeq, a predicted model, not a curated record